Molecule: messenger RNA, 1968 nt
Organism: Ananas comosus (pineapple)
Lineage: Eukaryota; Viridiplantae; Streptophyta; Magnoliopsida; Poales; Bromeliaceae
Product: endoplasmic reticulum-Golgi intermediate compartment protein 3
Exons: 14
Coding region: 562-1617 (351 amino acids)
Cellular component (GO): COPII-coated ER to Golgi transport vesicle; endoplasmic reticulum
Source: RefSeq, a predicted model, not a curated record
CUUCGAUCCCUGCCCCGCCUCUUCAAUCCCUCCCCCUCCCACCGCUUCGAUCCCUCCCGCCGCUUAGAUCCCUCCCCAGCCUCUUCGAUCCCUUCCCCGCCUCUUCGAUCCCUCUCUACGCUUCCUCAUCUCCCUCCUCAAAACCCUAAUAACCAGAUAGAAAAAAGAUAGCAAGGGGUGGAGAUGCUUUUCUCAACAGGGCCAUGGCGACGGCGCCGUCGCCUCCCGAACCCUCUCGAAACUAGAAGCUUCCAUUGAUGUCUGCUUUGUUGGACUCAAAGAAACCCUAUAGCACGCUCCACGACAGCGUCACGGCGACUGUGGCGGAGGCGGUGGUUCUCACCUGCGCAAGGGGUGUCACUGGCGGUCGAGAAUUCUUCCUCGGCGAGUCAGCCACCUCCCACCUCUCCGCCGCUCGCGUCAAUAGCAGCUCAAAGCUUGAUUCUAUGAUUAGUGAAGAAGUUAACAAAUAUCAAAUGCUACUCCAAUAUAGUAGACAAGCUCUACGCUAUCAGAGACGCCGAUCUCACUUCCAGGACACAUAGACAUCAGUGAUCGACGAUGGGAAAACUGCAAGCUUUGAGGAACUUUAAUGCAUUUCCCCACGCAGAGGAUCACUUGUUGCAGAAGACCUUUUCUGGGGCCAUUGUGUCCAUUGUUGGCCUCACUAUAAUGGUGACCUUGUUCGUACAUGAGCUCAAGUAUUAUCUCACCACAUACACGGUGCAUCAGAUGUCUGUGGAUCUGAAACGAGGAGAUACUCUUCCUAUUCAUAUAAAUAUGACAUUUCCGGCUUUACCUUGUGAAGUUUUGAGUGUGGAUGCAAUUGAUAUGUCUGGCAAACAUGAGGUGGACUUGGACACAAAUAUAUGGAAGCUUCGCUUGAAUAGAGAGGGUCAUAUCAUUGGCACUGAAUACUUGUCUGAUCUUGUUGAAAAGGAACACUCUACUCAUGAGCAUGAUCAUGGUGAUGAUCAUCAUGAGGAUUCUUCUCAAAAAAAACAAGAGCAUACUUUUAACUCAGAUGCUGAGAAAAUGAUUAAGAAUGUGAAACAUGCAAUGGCGAACAGUGAAGGGUGCCGAGUAUAUGGAGUUUUAGAUGUGCAAAGAGUUGCUGGUAACUUUCAUCUCUCAGUGCAUGGAUUAAAUAUUUUUGUUGCUCAACAGAUUUUUGAAGGAUCAAGUCAUGUUAAUGUCAGUCACAUCAUUCAUGACUUGUCAUUUGGCCCAAAGUACCCAGGAAUUCAUAAUCCACUUGAUGGAACGACCAGGAUCCUGCAUGAUGCAAGUGGAACUUUCAAGUACUACAUCAAGAUUGUACCUACGGAGUACAGAUAUCUCUCAAAAGAAGUAUUGCCUACAAAUCAAUUUUCUGUAACAGAAUACUUUCUACCUAUACGUGAGACCGAUAGGUCUUGGCCAGCUGUUUACUUUCUGUAUGAUCUCUCUCCAAUUACUGUGACAAUUAGAGAAGAACGGCGCAGUUUCCUGCACUUUAUUACACGUCUUUGUGCAGUUCUUGGUGGCACAUUUGCGCUCACAGGAAUGCUCGACAGGUGGAUGUACAUAAUCAUUGAGUCGGUGUCGAAAUCAAAGACCAGAAGCGUACUUCGGUGAUUGGGUUCUCCAGAAUCUGAGAAGGCCGGCUAGCGAAUAUAAAGCCCAUGUGCAGUAAUCUUCUUUCAUUCGUAAUGUUUUCGCAUUGUCAUUGUCUAUGCAUCAGGGCUAAAUAGGGUACCCCAUCCGUUACAAGUGCUCAGUGUGGUCGAUCCAACCAAUUUAAAGAGCGUCCAACUUUUCUUAGCUGUCAAUUUUGCAAACAUGUAACUGCUUAUCCGUGCAUCAUUUUGUACCAAAAAGCAUAGAACUGCGGAUUUACUUUCUUUAGAACAACUCUGAGAUAAGAUUGUCAUAGAAGGCUUCCAUGGCAUUUCAGUGCUAAAAUCUGCCAAGAGGCGGUUAAAUUUA